Ruditapes philippinarum (Manila clam) is the source of this 2279-nucleotide messenger RNA. RefSeq names its product putative transferase CAF17 homolog, mitochondrial. The record is from RefSeq and is a predicted model, not a curated record. Gene Ontology annotation, molecular function: protein binding. The transcript has 8 exons. Bases 160 to 1137 code for a protein of 325 amino acids. Gene Ontology annotation, cellular component: mitochondrial matrix. NCBI's taxonomy places the organism in Eukaryota, Metazoa, Mollusca, Bivalvia, Venerida, Veneridae.
UAUAACAAAUUUAAGACUGGCGCAAUAUCUCAAGAAAUAUUGAAAAAAGUUACUUCCCUUUUAUCAAUAGUCGCCCUUAAAACGAAAGUCAAGUUUGGGGAUAAUUUGGUUUCGAUUACAGUUUUUUCAAGUAAAGUUACAGAAUAUUUACUGUACAGAAUGCUUUUUCAGAAAUUACUUCAAAGAGUGUCAAGGAUUGCUUGUCAGAACUGCAAAUCUAGUACAUUUAAGCAGGCGAUCAAAUAUUCUACCUCAUCUGCAAGUGAUGUUCCAGUAUAUAAACUAAGCUCAAGGGGAAUUGUUCGAGUUAAGGGGCGAGAUACUAUUCAGUUUCUACAAGGGCUUGUUACCAGUGAUGUUGAAUGCCUGGGAUCUGUGAUGGGAGCUCAGUACUCUAUGCUGUUGAAUAUUCAGGGCCGUGUACAGUAUGACUUGAUAUUGUAUGAUGUAAGUCAGAUAUACGGGGAGAAGGCAGUGUUUAUGGAGUGUGAUAGAAACAUGGUUAAUCAGCUUAUAACAGAUAUAAAAAAAUACAAGAUUAGAAAAAAGGUUAGCCUGGAUGAUUUAAGUUCCAGUUAUCAUGUAUAUGCAACAGUAUCUGAUAAAGGCGGCCAUCUUAUAGAACUGGCGUCUGCUGCAGUAGAAACUACAGAUCCUAGAGUAACAGAUUUUGGAUUGAGAAUAAUUAGUGAAAAAGAUCCUUGUGAUGUUGUAGAAGAUGAAGCCGGGUACCAUGAAAGUAGGUUACAGUGGGGAAUCCCAGAGGGCCCACAAGAUCUUCCUCCAGGAAAUUGUUUUCCUUUAGAGAGUAAUCUAGUCUUUAUGAAUGGAGUGAGUUUUAGUAAAGGCUGUUAUUUAGGUCAGGAGCUGACAGCAAGAACACAUCAUACUGGUGUAACACGGAAACGUAUAAUGCCACUCGUAUUUGAAAAGCAUCCAGGGAACAUUGAGCCAGGGGAGACAAUUCAAAAUGAAAGCAAUAAAAAUGUAGGGAAGUUUAGAAGUUCCUGUGGUAUAUAUGGUCUUGGACUGUUGAGAACAAAUGAUGUUGCAGGCAAUCUUUUAGUGAAAAAUACACAACAAGAAACUGUCAGCUUGAAAGCUGUAAUACCAAAAUGGUGGCCGGAAUCAACCUAAAAUUUUAUAUAUUACAUUUUAUUUAUAAAUUACUUUAGAGAUCUUGUGUUUGAGGAACAUGUUUGAUUUGAUAAAAUUUUGUAAUCAAGCAGUUUGUAUGUGUGAACCUUUUUUGAGAUUUAAUUUUUAAAUGUAAGGCUUAUAUCAAAGAAAAAUAAAACCUUUGACAAUAUGUAGAAUUUUCCUCUUGUAUGAACAGUACACCUACGUUAUAUUGUGUGACAUUCUUUUAAAAUCUUUGACAGGUUAUAUAAACGUUGUUUGCAAAUAUGACCCAAGUUGUUAGGCAAUGGUUAUAUUACAAAUAUUCUUUUUUAUACGGCCAGAUAACCUGUCAAGAAUCUUUAUAACAAAUUUAUAAGACUGCAAACUUCUUUUUAGAGAUUACUUUUAUAAAUAGACAGCUAGUUGGUUUGAUGUGGGUAGUUUUCACUCCAGAUCACGGUACCAAGCCACACUGAAUUUACUAGAGCACAGUUCAGCUACCCAUAUAGUUUAUAUAAACAUGAAGAUUAUCCAGUGAAAAACGACUUUACAAACGUGCAGUAAUAUAAAUAUUAUUUAAUUAUACGUGCGUCUACGUUAACAUUAUGAUUACAUAUUUAAGUAAGAAAAACUGACUAAAAAACGUUUCCUACAGUAUUGCAUUUUGAAUUACUUAAGUAAAAAAUGCAGUACUAAAGUAUCUUUAGAAAGGUCUUAAAAUAGUAAGUUUGUUUAACUGAACUAAGUAGAUAACAUGCAAAUCCAUACAAGUUCGUGUUUAAGCAUGUCAUGCAUUCAGUCAAUUUAGCAAACUAUGCACAUGUAUGAAUUAAAAGUUUAUAUGUAAAUUGCUUAUAAUCAUUUCCCCUAUUAUGAUGUAAACGCAAUGCAAACCUGGACUACUUGUUUAGAACAUUGCAUGCAGUAAUGUCUCCGCAUUAUUUAUUUAACAUGCAAUAUCAUCAGAUCUUUUGUUGAGAUAAUUCUUUCACAAAUAUUCUAAAUCAUUUACUUAAUCAAUGCUCGCAUUUGAUUGAUUUUCUUUCAAGAUAAUUUUUCAACCAGGUCUUGCAACGGAAAACCUUGAUUAGAUUGGUAAAAUAUUAGCGGUCGGGGUGCAUAAGGGUGCAUAAUUACAGGCAUAUACCAUUUCUUAA